UUUGCUUAUAUUCACUUUGAAACUAAUUAAACUUAUUGAAAAUGAAUAUAAUGAAGAUGAUGAUAGUUGCAGUGCUUGUGUUAAUAAUGGUGGGUAAUAUGGAAAGCAGGAGUACUAAUAGUGUGAAUUAUUAUGAGCAAGGUCAGUGCAUAGAGAAAGAAAAACAAGCUCUCCUCAAUUUUAAGACUGCUUUAGAUGAUCCAGGUAAAAAUCUCUCCUCUUGGACAAAUAAUCCUAAUAAUAAUAGCAACAACCAAAAUUGUUGCAAUUGGAGAGGUAUCACUUGUGAUAGCCAAACCAAUCAUAUCAUUAAGAUUGAUUUUUCUAGUGUUUAUGAAAUCAAUAUUAAUGGUGUGAUUAAUGGCUCCUCCUCAUUAGUUGAACUAGAGAGUUUGGAGUACUUGGACUUUAGUGGUCAGAAAUUCACUCAAAUUCCCAAGUUUCUUGGUGCCCUAAAAAAUCUCAUACAUCUAGUUCUUCCUAUAAGUGGGGUUAUUCCUUAUGAGCUUGGAAAUCUUACCAAAUUAGAAUAUCUUGAUCUUUCAAGCUCUUCUGAUCAAAAUAAAAUGGUUGUUGAUAAUUUUGGUUGGCUCUCACAUCUCACUUCAUUGAAGAAUUUUGUGCUUGCGAAUGUGCAUUUCACUACAUCUGGCCUUGAAUCUUUUAGGGUUCCAUCUUCCUUACUAAGCUUGCGUGUAUCAAAAUCUAUACUUCCCAAAGUAGAUACUUUUCCAUUUUCGAAUUCUUCGAAUUUUCUCGAAACUCUUUCCCUCACACAAAAUUCUAUCCAUCCCGACGCGAUUACUUUGUUUUUAAAUUCUUCCAUGAACCUUAUUGAUCUCACCUUCCAAGAAAACAUCAUCAAUGGUUCAUUUCCAAAUUCCUUUGGCCAUAAAGAUUAUCUUAGGAAUGUCUAUUUGUCAAAUAAUGAAGUUGGAAGUAGUAAAGGAUUAUUGAAAUCCUUGAGAAAUCUUUCUAACUUAAUUAUUUUGGAUAUUUCUAUGAACAAUAUUGGUGGAACCAUACAUGAUCUAUUUGAAACCCUAUCUUCAACUAAGAAUUCCUUGGAGGUUUUGCGUUUAAGUUCCAACAAACUUAAAGGUUUAAUUCUUGAUGAUCCUGAGAAAACUUUCCCAUCUUUGAAGUAUUUAGAUCUUGGCUAUAAUUUGGUUGAAGGUCCUUUUCCCAAUCGCUUGAGUCAAUUUCCGAAUCUUGAUGAGUUGUAUUUAAACAACAACAACUUCACUGGUCUAUUGCCUGAUCUUUCCUCAAUGUUCAACUUGAAAGUUUUCAAUGGAGCACAUAACAACUUCAAUGGUACUUCAAGUUAUGGUAUUGCUCAACUUUACCAUCUUGUUAGGUUAGAUGUCUCUUGGAAUUCUUUCAAUGGGGAAUUUAGCUUACAAGAUUGUCCUAGUUUGAAAUUUCUUGACAUAUCUUAUAAUUCUGUGAGAUUGAAAUUUAAAUCCAAUUGGGUACCUUCUUUUCAACUCUCAAACUUAAUGUUGUCUUCUAGUAAGCUAGGUCCAAAAUUUCCUCAUUGGCUCCAAACACAAUUCAAUCUCUCAUACCUAGACAUUUCCAAUGAUGAAAUUUCUGGUCUCAUUCCUAGUUGGUUUGGUAAUAUAACUUCCAAAUUGUACUAUUUAAACAUGUCUUGCAAUCUUCUUGGUGGCACCUUACCAAAUUUUCCAUUACAAUCUAGUCCCUUCUUCCCAUCUUAUGAGCCUAUUUAUGUUGAUUUGAGUUUCAACAAAUUCCAAGGCUCUAUCCCACAUUUUUUAUCCAAUGCAACAGUGUUGUACCUCUCCAAUAAUAAAUUCAAUGAUUGUAAGCCCUUUCUUUGUCAAACAAUAGAUAUUGAAACACUAUUUCUUGAUAUUUCUUAUAACCAUUUAUUUGGAAGUCUUCCAAGUGAUUGUUUGAAGAAUACUCACUUUUUUGUUUUGAAGCUCAACAACAAUAGAUUAUUUGGAGAGAUCCCUAACUCAAUAUGUUCAAGUUCAUAUUCAUCAAUUGAAACUCUACAAUUAGGGCAUAAUAACUUUUCCGGAAAAUUUCCUUCCACAUUGAAGAACUGCACUCAACUUCGAGUUUUAGAUUUGGGAGAUAAUAAUUUGGAAGAUGCAUUGCCAUUGUGGAUUGGGGAAGCAUUAAUAGAUCUUGUUUUACUUAGUGUGAAGUCAAAUCAAGUAUAUGGAAAUGUACCACUAAAUCUUUGCUAUCUUACUAAGAUUCAAAUACUUGAUCUUUCUCAAAACAAUUUGUCUGGAUCCAUUCCUUCAUGCUUUGAGAAUUUCACUUCAAUGGUUGAGGAACCAAUUUAUGGUAGCAUAAUUUUGGUAUUUUUUCGUCGGUUUCCUGGCCCUUUUAUUUUCUUUCAUAAUAUUGCAUCGAUUGUUUGGAAAGGAACUGAGUAUGAAUACAGGAAGAACCUUGGAUUACUAAGAAUUAUUGAUCUAUCAAGUAAUAAAUUGAAUGGAGAAAUUCCUAUUGAAGUGACUAAUCUUGUACAAUUGGUUCAACUAAACUUAUCAAGAAAUGAACUUAGUGGAAAUAUUCCAAAGAAGAUGGGAAGCUUGAGUAAACUAGAAUCAUUGGAUUUGUCUCACAAUAAGCUUUCAGGAAAAAUUCCUACAAGCUUAGGAGAAGUAUCAAUGUUGGAUUACUUGGAUUUGUCAAAUAACAAAUUAUCAGGAAGAAUCCCUACAAGUACUCAAUUGCAAAGCUUUAAUGCUUCUUCAUACGCUAAAAAUUUUGCUCUUUGUGGAGUUCCUUUGACAAGCUCAUGCCCUGGAGACGAGACAUCAUUACAAAGUUUUUCUACUUCAAAUGGAAGCGAAAACGAUGACAAAUGGUUUAACAUGUCAUCGGUUUACAUGGGAAUCGGUGUUGGAUUUUUCAUUGGAUUUUGUGGGAAUUUUAUGUUGGACAAUUCUUGGAGAUUUGCUUAUCUUCAGUUCAUGCUAAUAUUGAGAGGGUGGCUUUACAAGAUGAUUACCCUCAUGAAAGGAGCUGCAUUGAUGGGGAAAAAGCUAGCUUGGCACUAACAAAACACUGCGAUGGUGAUGACAUGGGCAUUGAAGAUAACACAUCUUGUUUCAGAAUUUUGUGAUUUUAGUACCUUAUUAGGGCAUGUCAUGAUAAUAUUAUUUGUAAGUUUGUUUGUACGCGUUAAAAAUUAAUGAUUCUAAAUUUGGUGUGUUUUGUUGAAUAACUAGUUUCUUUUGUUUUAGUAAUAAUUUUAAGUUUUGGUGUUUCUAAUUAAUAAUAAUAUUGUCACAUGACAUGAAAGUUAUUGACUAGGUAUACAUUUUUCUUAACAUUAAAAAUAAAAUUAAAGUCAAUAUCUAUUACACUUAGUUAUCUCUAAAGUAAUGAUAUUAAUUAAUAUUUGGGAAAUCUACUAUAUUUCAUUACAUUGUUAUCAAUAUUUAUUUGUAAAACAAAAUUUACAUAUUUUUUAUUCAAUCAUAAUUAAAUAAAAAAUAUGAUAUGAUAACAAACAAAUGUUAUUAUUGUUAUUUUAUUAUGACAAAAAUUAUUCUUAAGAGUAAUACA
Molecule: messenger RNA, 3561 nt
Organism: Cannabis sativa
Lineage: Eukaryota; Viridiplantae; Streptophyta; Magnoliopsida; Rosales; Cannabaceae
Product: receptor-like protein EIX2
Exons: 2
Coding region: 42-3050 (1002 amino acids)
Molecular function (GO): protein binding
Source: RefSeq, a predicted model, not a curated record